This is a messenger RNA of Episyrphus balteatus (marmalade hoverfly), 5870 nucleotides long. Its product is annotated as neuropeptide CCHamide-1 receptor. The coding region runs from base 968 to 2302 and encodes 444 amino acids. Gene Ontology annotation, biological process: G protein-coupled receptor signaling pathway. The record is from RefSeq and is a predicted model, not a curated record. The transcript is spliced from 9 exons. Gene Ontology annotation, molecular function: G protein-coupled peptide receptor activity. Gene Ontology annotation, cellular component: membrane. Lineage: Eukaryota; Metazoa; Arthropoda; Insecta; Diptera; Syrphidae.
GCUAUAAUCCAUAAAAUAUAGCAUUUACAAGAACCUAACGUUUGUAGUAUAUCCUUUUCAUAGACACUAAGCUUUUUCAAAACUUCAGCAUUUAAAAUUCUGAAUUAACAACUCAGUUUAAGAAUCGCUGCAACAAAAAGCCCUUGUGGAGAGUUUUCUCGCAACAUAAUAAAAUUUUAUGAAUGAAUAUCUUUUUCAUUGGUAAAUUCUUGCGCAUGCUAAUUCCAGCUAGAAAAUUCCUUUAUAAAUAAGUUUCGUAUUCUUACUGUAUUUUAUGGAUAGCUAAAGUAUUUCAAAAAUGCGGGAAACAUUUCGAUUUUGUGACAAUUUUGUUUCUGAAGAUGAACUCUAAUGGUCAGUUCAAAAUUGUCUUUAAUCGAAAGAACAUCGUGGCGCGGUACGUUGCUGAACUCCUCUCUAGUUUUUCAAAGUAACGAAGCGGUGUUUUGUGUUUAUAAAAGUUAAUUUUUUUACCUCUUGUUUUUAUUUAUUCGAAAAGUCACAAAAUUCUGUGUACGAAAUAAAAUCAGAUAAGUGCCAAAAAAAUCGCUAAUGUUGAAAUAAUAAUAAAAAGUAAUAAAUACAAAUUUUUUGAGUUUAUGUUAAAGAAAAGAAAAAUACAGAUGAAGUGAAUAUUUAUAUGAUCACAUUUACAUUUUAAGAGCAAAGCCGGUUAAAUGUUCGGAUAAUGCCAGAAAACAGCUGUCCUAAAUUGAACGUCCAAAAGUUCAACAUUAAAAUCCUACAAGAAUGUUCCUCCAAAUUUGUAUUUUGAAACGAUAACCAUCAUCGUCAAGAACCAAUUUCCUUAAAAGAUAAGGACAAAGAAAAGAAAAUAGGUGAGAGGAGAAAAAACUAAAGAAAAAAUAAAUUCGCGUAAAACUCUUUUAACGCCUUUAACUAUCCAAACAAAGUGUCGAAAAUCUUCACCAAACUCUAAGAAAACAGCAACUCUUGCGAAAAAGUCAUGAAGGACAUGCAGGAAUACGAUUUGGGGGAAUACAGCACAAAUGAGACUAUUAAACUCCUAGAACAUGCUACAGCGGCAACUUUCCCUUUUCAGAGUGGAAUAAUGCAAACGUCCAAUGAAGACACAUUGGAAUUCCUUAUUCAAAAUGCAACUGCAACAGAAACACCAUACGUUCCAUAUGUACAUCGCCCGGAGACUUACAUCGUUCCCGUACUGUUUGCAUUCAUUUUUAUUGUUGGCGUCUUGGGAAACGGGACACUUAUUGUGGUCUUUCUUGGAGUACGACAAAUGCGAAAUGUUCCUAAUACCUACAUACUUUCAUUGGCUUUGGCUGACCUCUUGGUUAUUGUGACAACUGUCCCUCUCACAUCCACCGUGUAUACAGUAGAUUCUUGGCCAUGGGGAAGCUUCCUUUGCACGCUAUCUGAGUUUACUAAAGAUGUGUCAAUUGGAGUAUCUGUAUUCACAUUGACCGCUUUAUCCGGCGAUAGGUAUUUCGCAAUCGUGGAUCCUUUGAGAAAAUUUCAUGCGCACGGAGGAGGAAAACGUGCCACGCGAAUGACCAUAGCAAUUGCAUUUUCCAUUUGGAUCCUGGCUAUAUUUUGUGGCUUGCCAGCAUUAAUUGGUACAAGUGUAAAGAGAGUCAACAUUAAUAGCAAUAAAUCGUUUUCUUAUUGCUAUCCAUUUCCUGAUGAAUGGGGACCUGGUUAUGCUAAACUAAUGGUCCUUUUGAGGUUUUUGGUUUACUACGCUGUACCAUUGAUCAUAAUAGGAAUAUUUUAUGUGUUGAUUGCCAGGCAUUUAGUAUACACAGCAAGUGUGCCCGGAGAAAUGCAAGGAGCUGUGAGACAGGUACGUGCUCGAAAGAAAGUUGCUGUCACAGUUCUGGCUUUCGUUUUAAUAUUUGGAGUUUGCUUUCUUCCCUACCACAUUUUUAUGUUAUGGUUUUACUACUGGCCAACAUCGCAAAAUGACUACAAUUCAUUUUGGCAUGUCCUUCGAAUUCUUGGCUUUUGCUUGUCGUUUGCCAACAGUUGUGCAAAUCCCGUUGCAUUGUACUUUGUUAGUGGUGCAUUCCGAAAACAUUUUAAUAGAUAUUUGUUUUGUCAAGGAUACACAGCUGGAAGAAAAAAAAGGACCGAUACUUUAGGUGCUCGAGACACAUCACUAACAAGCACUGCAUCGAGGAGAUACACAUCCAGACGAUCAUACCAACAAAGUACUAUAAGAAGACUGCAGGAUACUACAAUUACAACGAUGUUCCCAAAUAACACAAAUGUUCAUGAUGUUGAUUGUGAGUAUAACUACCGAAACGAAAACAAUAUCAUGUGAAAUACCGAAAAAAAUAAAUCUACCGACAGUACAACGGCCAACUUUAUAAAAUGUCAUCAGUAAUAUUUUUAAGUAACCUAACCUAAGCUAAUUGAACAGAAAAGCAUAUGAAUGAACUAUUCUUUCUUUCUUUCUUACGGCCAUAUUUUUCACUAGUUUAAAAAAUACAUCUGGAUGUAAGGAAAUUGAAAUGUCAAAAAUAAAUCCAAAUCCAUGAUAUUCACUAUCACGCAGAAAAAAAAUAAUAAUUUUUAACUAUUUUUUAACUAGUUUCACAGUUAAAAUCGGGAUAACUAUUUUGGAUUUGGAUUUAUUUUUGACAUUUGACAAUUUUACAUCCAGAUGUAUUUUUUAAACUAGUGAAUAAUAUGGCCGUUAAUAAGUUAUACCAAUUUUAAAAUUAAUGUUGUCAUCUACAACUCGAAAAUUGUACGCUAAGGGCCGGUUAUAGCGAUCAGUAAAAUAAUAUUCGUCUGUCGUAAAGUCGACUUAAGUUUUCAUAUUGAGUAAAAUGAACUUGGAUAAAAGAUUAGAAAAAAAAAAAAAACGGUUCGGGGUUGGUUGCUUAUAGUAUCCCAUUUUUGUCUAGAACUUAUGUAGAAAGAAUUGUACGAAUUAUGUAGCAUAGAGGAAGGAAUAUCUCUAUCUCUAUGUUAUGUAUAACGAAUAAUACGAAAUAUCCUCGAAUUUCCAUGCACUUUUUCCAUCCCAUCUACACAUGGGGUUGGUUGCUUAUAGUAUCCCAUUUUUGUCUAGAACUCAUGUGUCAUGUAGAACGAAUUGUACGAAUUAUGUAGAACGAAUAAUACGAAAUAUUUGUCGAAUUUCCAUGCACUUUUUCCAUCCCAUCUAGACAUGGGUAAGUCCCCAAUAAAAAUGUUGCAUCUUAUCUUAUAGUUCAUCGUACACAUCACCUUGCAUACAUGCAGGGUCUGUUAAGACGUUUUUUUUUUAAAUCCUUUGUAUUUAUAUAUUUUACGUAAGAGCAUAAACUGUUGUUAAAGGUGUUUUUAUGAUGAUUUCUUAAUACAACUUUGCCCACUGGGCGUUCUGUCACAUUAAAUGUGGCAUAAAACUGCCAUUUUCCAUAAUUGAUAUGAAGUUAGUAAAGUGGGUUAGGUUGUAAGGUAAUGUGGGCAUAACACUUUCUUUAGAGGCAUUAUUAGAUUGAAUUUACAAUGUUGACGGGACAGUGCUUUUUUCAUGGUUUUGUUUUCUAUUUUUCCGAUUGUAGAAAGGCCGAUGCUUAUACCACCGCAUAGAUGUUCAAUUUCAGGACUUCUAUCAUGGGAACUCCAUUUUAACCAGGGGCUCUUCUAUUUUGUAGUGGUUAGGUGGUAAGCUAAGCUGCACAGCUAUGCUCAAUUCCUCCCCAGUAAAAGAUGGAAUGUCUUAUUUUUUUUUUCAUGGAUUUAACUGUCAAGAGCUGUGCCAGGCAAGCAUAGGCGAAAAAUUUUGGAAAAAGUGUCUGUAUGCAAACAUGGCAAGUGGAAAAGAAAAACUAUCAGUCAUGUGCAAAUCAUUUCGUCCUAGCGUUUGACAACUUACAACAUUGCCAGUGACCAUUGGAGUGACCGCAAGAAAUCGAUUUUCGACAAAUAAAAAUCACAGUUUAUGAAAGAACUAUGGAUUUGGCCCAUUACUUUUACAGCAUGUGAAACUUCUCAUUGUUCCAGCAUUUCAGAUAAAUAUUUUUUUCUUGUAUAUAGGGUGUCCGGUACAAAAUGGAUAAGCCUGAAAUAGCUAAACUUAUGACGAAACGAACGCUAGGACGAAAAGAUUUGCAUAUGACUAGGUAUAGGUACUAGUUUUUCUUUUCCGCUUGACAUGUUUGCAUACAGACAUUCUUUCCAAAAUGAUUCGCCUGUGCAUGCCUAGCACAGCUCUUGACAGAAAAAAAAACAUUUUAUGGAGUUCCUUCGACAAAAAUUCGACAAAAAUUUUUUCUAUGGGAAUGAACCAGCUAAUGACCAGCUUCCAGUUGCAUGCCGAAACUACAAAAAUACGGCCAGACACCUUUUUUUUGGAGGUCGUCCAGGAGAUCUACUACAAAAGUAACGGAACCCAAUAUUUUUUUUAACACAGCGAAUUCUUUUAAUACAUUAAAUUUGCUAUAUGGAUAUGUAUUUUUUAUGUUUAUAAAAUCAAAUGCCUCUUCACAAAAAAUCCACAAAAACUGUUUUUUUGCACUUACAACUAGAUAUAACCCCCUUUAUUGUCUUCAUGUAUAGUAUACAUUGUAUACAUAUAAUAUAUCAAACAACAAAGAUUUAUGUUUGUGUUAUAACUUCUCAAACGCGAAGAGGAAACAAAUUUGGUUACCUACAUGAGAAUCUACUUAAUUUUCAGAGCUCAAACGCAAAGCGGAAAAAAAUUUUGCCCACGAUGACUGGAGAAUCUAUUUUGAGUUUUUCUUAAUAUGUGUGGUUUGGGAAAUUUUCUUAAUCUUGAAGGAAUUUCAACUAAAAAUCCCAUUCAACUCAUUCUAUUUUAAAGCAGUUUGGACACCAAACAAAUUUAGAACAUUUUAACCAAACGCCAAGCCAAAAUUUAACCUGUGGCAGAAAGUUUUAACGCAAUUCGGAGACGACCUGAAUUAACAGUAAAUAUUAAGCAACUUCUUUUCAAAAAAUAAUAUUAUACUUACAAAACCAUAUUAAAUUUGUCUCAACUACAUAAUUAGCUCAAUUUUAAAGUUCAAGUGACCUCAACUCCAAAUUUAUAAAGCGUUUGGCCCAGGUACGAAGUGGGCUCAUCAGUAAGAUACAGGGUGGCUGAUGAAUAUCGCUACAUUAAAAAAUUCAAAUAACUUUUUUUUCAGUGUAUGAAAUUUAUUUUUCUUUUAUUCAUGUUAAAGCGCUUUCAAUUUUAUUAAAUAUAGCUUUAUUAGUUUUAAAAAUAAUGGAUUUUAAAUGCCUCCCCUGGUCGUUAAUGCAUGUGGGGUGCCUUAAAAAAAGUUGUUUUUUGAAGAUUUGAGACAGGAAUAAAUGCAAAUAUUUCUCGAUUGGAUUGUUUUCUUUCAUUCAAAUUUGUUGAUUCUGCUUUGCGGCCUUCCUGUUUACAAUAAACUCAAAAGAAAAAGUCGGAUGCAGUAAGUGCAAGCGAUUUGGGAUUUUGACGGAAUGGUAAAAUCGUGCAUAUGAGCUUAUCGGAAAAUUUUCGUAGGAAUUCUACGAAAACAUUAUCCAUUUUCUAUUAUGCAUUUUUGUUAAAUCUAAAAACCAAUCUGUAAAAUAAAAAAAAAAUUAACCAGAUUCACUAAGUAGAAAAAAAGUUAUUAAAGUUUUUUUUGGUAGCGGCUUUCAUCAGCCACCCUGUAUAUCGUACCCUUACUAAGACGCCUUAUUUUGGUCGAUGUUUACCGACACUAAUGUAUAAAACUCACAGCAUGAAUAUACUGUGAAUUUUAAUAUUCUAAGGGAAUUUGUUUAAAUUCAGACACUUAGAAAAUGUAUGCCCGUGGUCAGGCUGAUAUAAUAACGAAGAAAAAAUAACAAAUAUGAUACAAAAUUAUUAAAAUUAUUUUUAUUUUAAGUGGAGCGAUUGAGUUAUUGAAUUAUAUUCAAUC